GUUGCUUUGGAUGUCAUCUUCUAGCAAAGAAAUGAAUCCUUCUGUUGGACAUGAACAGCAUGAUUAAACACAAGACUGAAGCACUUCUCUUGAAAAGGAAGGAGUUUCCCUACAUAAAAAUUCAAGCCAACUCUCGACAAAGCAUCGAUCCACCAAAACAAUGGCUUCAACUUUGAGUUCUUCAUUCAUUUCCCCUGCCUUGAUCAUCUUGCUACUCUACGUAUCUUCCUCAUCCAACAAUCUGGCAGCAAAACACACCUACUCUGCCUCUCCUCACCACCGCCACCACAACCGUUCCCCGUUUCCGAAUCCAAAACUCCAGCAAGCUUAUAAUGCCCUCCAGGCUUGGAAACGAGUCAUCUACUCAGACCCCCAUAAUUUCACCUCUAACUGGGUUGGUCAUGAUGUAUGCAACUAUACAGGCGUGUUUUGUGCACCUCCCCCUUAUGACAAAAAAAUAAAAGUAGUUGCUGGCAUUGAUCUUAACGGUGCUGAUAUAGCCGGCUUUCUCCCUGAUGAAUUUGGCCUGCUCUCAGACCUUGCACUCAUCCAUAUCAAUAGCAAUCGCUUCUGUGGCAUCCUGCCACAAACUUUAGCCAACCUUUCACUUCUCUUCGAGCUUGAUCUUAGUAACAAUAGGUUUGUAGGCCCUUUUCCAUACGUUGUUCUGUCUCUUCCUUCUUUGCAAUAUCUUGACAUUCGAUAUAAUGAGUUUGAAGGGCCAUUGCCUGCUCAACUUUUCAGUAGAAGUCUCGAUGCCAUAUUUGUUAAUAACAACCGAUUCUCUAAUGUGAUACCAUCCAAUUUCGUUGGAAGUUCAGCUUCUGUUGUGGUAUUUGCCAACAACAAACUUGGAGGCUGCCUGCCACCAAGUAUUUCUAACUUUGCGAAUACUUUGGAGGAGCUGCUAUUAAUUAACACUAGUUUGUCAGGGUGUUUGCCACCGGAGGUUGGUUACCUUUACAAACUAAAGGUGUUAGAUGUGAGCAAUAAUAACUUAGUUGGUCCUAUACCUUACAGCCUUGCAGGGUUAGCACAUUUGGAGCAGCUAAACUUGGCGCAUAACAUGAUGACCGGGAUUGUACCGAUGGGAGUUUGUAUCCUACCAAACCUGGCAAAUUUUACCUUCUCUUAUAACUUUUUCUGCGAGGAGGAGGGGAUUUGCCAGAACUUGACAUCUAAUGGUAUAGCUUUCGAUGAUCGCCGAAACUGUUUGCCAGAGAAGCCAAACCAGAGAAGUCAGAAAGAAUGUCAAGGUGUGCUUGAACAUCCAGUGGACUGCUUUCAUUACCACUGCGGUGGCGUUCGUGGCAGUUCGGCCGCAGUUCCACCAACCAUGAUGCCCGCAGGCACACCACUUUCGUCACCUGCUAUGGCUCCUGGCUAUGUGUAAAUAAGCAUGUAAGAUAGUUAAUAAUUGUAAAAGCCAGAAUAAGGUAGUAUAUAAGAUAUUAUAAAUAGUUUAUUGAGAUUUUAAGUUGGUAGAAGGUAGAUGAAGAAUUUAUGUUUCUAAACCUUGAAAAAAAAUAUCAGUUUGAUGUAACGCUGCUAUUUUGUUUGUUUCAAUUUGUUAAUGGUAAGUAAUAGGGGUAUUACAUA
This is a messenger RNA of Theobroma cacao (cacao), 1599 nucleotides long. RefSeq names its product Leucine-rich repeat (LRR) family protein. The record is from RefSeq and is a predicted model, not a curated record. Gene Ontology annotation, molecular function: protein binding. NCBI's taxonomy places the organism in Eukaryota, Viridiplantae, Streptophyta, Magnoliopsida, Malvales, Malvaceae.